Messenger RNA from Exophiala bonariae, 1791 nucleotides. RefSeq lists its product as uncharacterized. The record is from RefSeq and is a predicted model, not a curated record. The transcript has a single exon. NCBI's taxonomy places the organism in Eukaryota, Fungi, Ascomycota, Eurotiomycetes, Chaetothyriales, Herpotrichiellaceae. Bases 1 to 1791 code for a protein of 596 amino acids.
AUGGUACACGAUCCUCUGCACAGUAAGCUGGAUGGUCUUUCAGGUUUCGAAGAUCCGCCAACAAUCGACAGUACAACCCGCCUGAUCGAUUAUUCUUCUGCCUCUCCUCCUUCUUCCUUUUCUUCUUCUUCUGCUUCCUCUUCAGGCAAGCAACAGAUCUUUCUUGCAGAGAACCUUGAGUGUGAGAAAGUGGACGCAGAGAUGGAAAACAUCACGCCACACUCUGAUAAACACCAGAGACUUAUAAACCAGGAAAUUUUAUCUAAUGCAGCAACAGGAACCGACUUCAAAUCAACACAAUGUCCCCUUUUGGCGAUCCCCAUAGAGAUUCGGCAGCAAAUUCUGCAACAUUUGCUCUCGACCAAUGGGGAAGAAAAUCUCACUACCUCUUAUUUGCACCGAGAAAAUUUCGCUAGAAGUGAGGAAGAUGAAUGGUCGAUCAAUGAGAGGCGCCGCGACUAUCUGAUGAUCCGUGAAGAAGCUUUCCUCCCGGAAAACUGUUCGCUCCACAGUGCUUAUAAGGUGUAUCCAAACAUACUCUGGAUAUGCAAGCAGCUCUUAGCAGAGGGUGCAAUGGUGCUUGCAAGAGAUAACAGAUUCAUUGUACUUCAGUACACAGGUAAUGGUCGAAGCAUCUUGAUCAAUGGCCUGCGAGAUGGAGGAGUUGGAACGUUCUGGGUUAACCCUGGCAUUUACCCUAGAUCGAAAACCCAAGCCAUCAUAUCGCCGAAUAGUCCAUAUUGCCGACCAACCGUCUUUAUCGACAUGAAAGCCUCACAUCCUAGCGGACCGGUGGCUGCCAAACCAGUCUUUAUGGUUAUCCCUUUCAUAUUCCUUGGUCGCGUCUGCAAAGCGCUGUCAUUGUUUCAGUCAUGGACACGCACUAAUGAAUUUGACUUGCUCACAAUCGACCUUAUUUUUAAUGUACGAGCUAUUCUUGAUUGGAGACCGAAGGAUCCUGCCUUCGUUGCCGAUGAUAUUCAGUGUGAUGUUUUUGAUUGGAUCUCCGAGUCAGUGACACAAGUCAAUUGGAGGGGACUACAGACUGGCCUUCGCGACGAAUACUAUCUGAGAUCAUGGCUCGGGAUGAAGUCUUUUCACAUGGCUCAAUCACAACUCGAUCACCAGUGUCUCCUCUUUGGCACGCAAAUUGCACCUGCAUUGAGAGCAAAGCAGGAGAAAAUAUGUCGCAUUGUGACUAGAUUCAGACAGGCAGAGAAUCAGUUUCUGAGGCGUGAUUUCAAGGCAUCAUCCGCUUCCUUUGUGGAGUUGAAUGCACUGAUUGGAUUCAUUGCAGUGCUUGACCGGGAGGACAUGGACACCGUGGAGAUUCUUGAUCAGGUAUCCGAGUGGGUACACUUCUACAUGGCCCUCGGCUUUAUCGAGUAUCCCGACUGCACACCCGGAAUCCCCAGUACUGCGUACCGGUUUACGACUGCUUCACUAUAUUUACCGAGCGCUGAAGAAUGGGAAACACGAGAAGACUUGACCGCUGGUCACGUUGCAAGACUAGAUUUCACAAGAGCUGAAGUGUCCUGUUUCCACCCAUCUGAGGAGCUACGCCUGCCAAAGUGCAAGGAGUACUCAGAAUGGGAAUUUGCAGUCAUGGAAGACGAAGCAGAACAGUCGCUUGAUGGGUACAAAAUCAAGGAGUUGUGUGAGGCAUCAGAUUUCACGAUUCCAAGAUAUGAGGAGGCCAAGGGUGAAAUUAAGUCAUCUUUCGAUCGGUUCUUCGGACCCUUAUCCGUUGUGCCGUUGAACAGACUUAAUGAGAUGCUUCACAACGAUUAG